Messenger RNA from Mixia osmundae IAM 14324, 1044 nucleotides. RefSeq lists its product as uncharacterized. The coding region runs from base 81 to 938 and encodes 285 amino acids. The transcript is spliced from 4 exons. NCBI's taxonomy places the organism in Eukaryota, Fungi, Basidiomycota, Mixiomycetes, Mixiales, Mixiaceae. The record is from RefSeq and is a predicted model, not a curated record.
CGAUUGGGCGUCACUGCCGACAGGAAGCGCUUCCGUGUAUGCCCGUCGAGACAAUCCUGAUAGCCCGUCAUGGCUUCCGAAUGGCAGGCUCCGCAUGGGGCAAUGCGUUCAGCUCAUCGGGCACGCCGCACGAUCCUCCUUUGACUUCACACGGACGUGAUCAAGCUAUUGAGCUGGGACAACACUUGAGCGUGUCGGGUCUCAAAGUCGACCGUCUUCUUUGCUCGCCAUAUACGAGGUGCUUGCAAACGGCAGAAUAUAUCAUUGGCGUGACGGGAGGAGAGAUACUCGUCGAGCACGGUCUAUCAGAAUGGUAUCUGCCCAUCCGCGCUGCCUCAAAGGGCGUCCAUCCCCGUCCAGGUACAGCUGCACAUCUGUCACACUCCUUCACGCACAUCAAUCCCGACGCGCACCAGUCACUUUUGUAUCCGUCACGCAAAGGCGAGUCCGAAGAAGCGCUUCACGAGCGUGCAAAGGAGAUACUGCGCCUCAUCGUUCGACAGUACGACGAAGAUAUUUACGCGCCUAGGACGAUACUGAUCGUCGCACAUGCUGCUGUCAACAUCGCACUCGGUCGAGCAUUGAUUGGCGAGAGAGAUGCGAGGAUACAUGUGGGCACAUGCUCACUGAGUGCGUACAGACGCACACUUGAGCCCCAAGAUCGCAGGACGCGAGAGGAUGCCGAGUAUUUUGGCUUGGGCCGGCAAGAUGUCUUGGGCACAUGGACAUGCGAACGCAACGGCGAUUGUAGCUUCCUGACCUCUGGAGAGGAGAGAGACUGGCAGUUCAGCUAUGUCGAGGAGUACGAGGAAGAAGGAGAAUUGGAUCCGUCAUACGUGCCCAGUGAGGACGACAAGGCUCCUUUCAGUCUAUCAGAAGGUGCCAGCGUGCAUGAGGAUGCUUUCUCAGUCGAGCAAGCCCUCAAGCCCAAACUGUGACUCCUCGUCAAGGGGUUGUCUAGCAGUUCGCUGCUGCUGCUGUUGUUGUUGUUGUGACGAUACGUGGCAGUACAGAAAGAUGCAUGACGUCUACAAGACUCUCUCU